UGUAUGGUCCCUUGAGAUCAUACCCGAGUUGGGUACUGCAGUUGGUACACACUUGGAUGGCGGUGCACACCCCAGAUGUUUGAGGUGGAGGUUUCGAAGUAGGCCCACUGUGUCGGAUUUACGCCUCCUAUUCGAGCAAGAGCCGCAUCAUAUAUUGGCGAUCCAGCCCGACGAUUAUGAGAUGACGACCCAUUAUUAUGCUACGGCAGUCAUGCCCGUGCCCAUUGGUGUCACUAUGAGCGACCGAUGAACCCGUUGAGGGAGGGUAGGCAGUUUCCCCCACGACCUGCACAGGAUAUACGUGUUCAGGAGCAUGAACUGCUGAGGAGACGAGAGGAAAGGAGGACGAGGGCGACGACAUCUUGAGAUAAGCGUAGUCGACCUCCACCUACCACAUCAUCAUCUAGUAGUGGAGAGCACGGGCUCCGAGGACGUGACCGUGAAUUUUUGGAGGGCAUCGUCACUAGGAUGGGAGAAGAGCAGGAGAUCAGAAUGAAAAGGCAUAACGAGGAUAUGGAGAGUCGAGUGAAGAGGGCAUUGAAGGGUUUUUUGGAGGAUUUGAAGGGGUUUUUUGGCUGUAGGUCUGUACACCCUAGAGGUGUAUAUUCUCCUGCCCCUCGUCGCACGCCUGCACCAGAGACCAGAGAUUCUGAUGAUGGGCAACCCGAUGAUGGUGGUCCGGUGGUCGGUGAUGUGUCACCUCAUGAUGAUGAGCCACUACAGGUGCCGCAUCGACAUUCUGUGCAUGAGUACGGAAGCACAUCUACUUCUCAUCACGAGCAGCCCCAUUUUUCUCUUCAAAAUCCAUCUGAUUACAAUUUUGAUCCAAGAUAUAUGGAGCAUGUGGCACAGGGACUGAUGUCCGGGAUGGGUGUUGUGACCACUGAGGGCCUCCAAAAUUUAUUGUUCGAUCAUUUCCAAACACCAGCGAUGCCCCGAAGGAGUGAACGCCAAAGAUUUCCCUCUCGAUUGCUAGAUUCCCCCUAUCUAGCAACUGGAGAGCCAUGUCUUCUUCCUAAGAAAGUGGUGGAUAAAUUUAUGGAGUACAUGAAUGGAAGAGAGGAGUACGUCUUCAUCACUGAAAGUAGCGUCAAAUACAAGAAGGGUUAUUUCCAUGACAUUCUUAGGCUGAAUUUUUCAUUUCCCGAAGAAGUGGUCGAGUUGUUCAUGUUAAGCUGCAAGUCAAGGCUAAUGACUGGGGGAAACCUCCUACCGAAUGUCACGUCAAAAAGCACUGUUAUAUCCUCUCUAGAUUUAUUUAGAGUGUGUCAAACAUAUUGGCGUUGCUGUAUGUUUGGCACAAAGCUGAAUCUCGUUGUUCCCGGUACGUACGACUCCUUUGCCGCUUGGGAAGUCCCUGAGGGUAUUUGCAAAAUGAUUAAGGGCGAGUGUGGAUCAUCAGUGGCACAAAGUUGGAUGGGGGCUAGCCAGAAUACCGACGAAUCCAAGCAAUAUGCUCAGCAAAUGUGCCAUAAUCAACUCGAGCAGACUCACGCUCCUCUGCUUCUUCAUCAUCCUCAUCUUCUUCAUCAUCAGUGUUUGUUGAUGGAACAUACUCUUCAUCAUCAUUAUUAUCAGCAAACCAAUCAAAACCUCUCAUGUGGUUUGAGAUGGGCUCCUCGAAUGACGUGGGCUGAGGAGGGUGCUCAUAAGUAGAUGCAUACGAUAUCUCGAUCGAAGGUCGAUAAACUUCUUGCUCC
Molecule: messenger RNA, 1700 nt
Organism: Salvia miltiorrhiza (redroot sage)
Lineage: Eukaryota; Viridiplantae; Streptophyta; Magnoliopsida; Lamiales; Lamiaceae
Exons: 6
Coding region: 469-1656 (395 amino acids)
Source: RefSeq, a predicted model, not a curated record